GAGGAGGAGGAGGAGGAGGAGGAGGGUGAAGAGGAAGAAGAAGAGGACGAUGAAGCACAUGCUGAGCUCCUUGAGGUUACCGCGGAUUGCUUUAUAGCAGCAAAGGCAUGGGCGGAGCGAGAGUUUGGCCCAGGGAAUGCAAACAUUGAACAAAUCCUUGGUUUGCUUCGAUUCUUACCGGGUUAUGAAGAAGCGGUAAGGGCAAGACAGGAAGCUGUAAAGGCAGAAUGAUGCCUUGAGUUCUUGUGAGAUAUUUGGUUCUAAUUAUAGCAAGUUCGUGUUGCUGAUGGCAGUUCCAACCGUAUCCAUUGGAUCUGUGGACCGAAUGGAUGCUAGAGAAGUGAAGCAACAGAUUAGCUCCGUGAGAUUUCAAAGUUCCAUGAAUUAUGUCGCUUUAACUCAUUGUUUUUUAGAAUUAUAUGAACUUGGUAGCAACUGGGUAGCUGCUCUGGUGUGUUCCAAAAUUUGUCUGAUGAUGGUCAUUACCUGUUAGGUUUAGUUCUGGUGCCUCUGUCAAAAUUCUGCCAGGCCUUGUCUGCGUUAUCAGUGUGUUCUCUUCUCUGCCUUGGAUAUUGCUUUUCAUUGAAGAAACGACGAGUCAGCAAAUGAUACAUAUGAGUGAAGGAGCUAGUACAAAUCGUUUCUUUCAUUUUGCAGCAAAAGGCGACGACGACGGCGAGCACUACACAAGUUGCCUGGAGAUAGUGCGCUACGCGAUGGCGGCGGCGGUCACCUUGCUCGCCAUCGCUGUGAUCGCGCUGGUGAUCCACGCCGUGCUCCGCUCCGAAGACGUCCGCCUCUCCGUCAACAACGGCUUCAUCGGCGCCGACAACCUGUGGGAGCGGACGGCAGUGCCAAACGUGGGGUCAGGGAAUGAGAAUCAGCCAAUCUCCAUUAGCAAGGCAGUAGAACCGGCGAUAGGAUCAUCAGCCGAUCUAGGCGGCGGACUUCCCAAGGAAUGCCUCCUUGGCUGUCCUGGAGAAGGUCACCAACGGCCUGCUCAGGUGACGCUGAAGAAGGCGAAGGCGACGAGCCUCCGUGUGAUCCUGAUCGCCAAGAACCCCGGCGGCCGCACCAGGAUCGUCUGCGACAACAUCACCGUGAGCCUCUUCGACGUGCAGGCCCCGUACGGGCUGAUCGGCAGGCUGGAGCUGGACAACUUCACCGUGCAGCCGCAGACGACGAUCACGCUGCAGAAGCGGUUCAAGGACGCGAACGCCGGCUACAUCUGGGACAACUACCCCGGGGCGUACAGGUUCAGCGUCAUGGUGCAGGUGAACGCGAGCGUCACCUCCUUUCCGCUGAACAAGACGCAGAGGACGGUGCUGCAGAGCUACAAGUGCCAGCCGGUCACCGUCGGCCUCAUGGACGAGGAAUUGAUCUACGCCACCGACCAAGUCGAUUGCAGGCCAUGAUCUACGUGUCUUGGUCAUAUGUAUCGAUCCAUUGUGAUGCCGGCGUGCACGAUCGACGGUGUACUUUGUACCAGCUUUAAUUUCUUCCCUAUUCCUUUUACUUCAACUACCUAUGUACUGUGUCAAAUUGUGAUUUUUGUAUCCUGUGUAUUGUUUCAGCAACGUCGUCGUGUAUGUGUUGGAGAAACAGACUUAUAUAUAUAUAUAUAUAUAUAUAUGCAUGUAACAACCAGUUGUU
Panicum hallii is the source of this 1653-nucleotide messenger RNA. RefSeq lists its product as uncharacterized. The record is from RefSeq and is a predicted model, not a curated record. NCBI's taxonomy places the organism in Eukaryota, Viridiplantae, Streptophyta, Magnoliopsida, Poales, Poaceae. The transcript has 3 exons. Bases 606 to 1415 code for a protein of 269 amino acids.